Molecule: messenger RNA, 1599 nt
Organism: Fusarium subglutinans
Lineage: Eukaryota; Fungi; Ascomycota; Sordariomycetes; Hypocreales; Nectriaceae
Product: amidohydrolase ytcJ
Exons: 1
Coding region: 1-1599 (532 amino acids)
Molecular function (GO): hydrolase activity, acting on carbon-nitrogen (but not peptide) bonds
Source: RefSeq, a predicted model, not a curated record
AUGUCUCCAACAAUUCUCACCAAUGGCCGUUUCGUCGGCGAUGGUGACUCGUAUCGAGAGUGUAUGAUUGUCGAAGGAUCUAAAAUCACCUACAUCGGAUCUGCAGACGACAAAGCAGUUCAAGACGCAAAAUCUCAAGGCGCAGAGGUUCUCGAUCUUGAUAACCGCGUUGUUCUUCCCGGAUUCAUCGACAGUCACGUCCAUCUUUUAUUCUUUGGUCUUUCACAGCAAAAGCUCGAUCUUGGAGGCUGUAAAUCCCUACAAGAGAUUCGGCAGCGGAUAACAGACUUCGCUGCUGCCAAUCCUGACCUGCCCAGGAUUCUGUGCAGGGGAUGGCUUCAAUCUGCGACGGAUGGAGUUGCCCUUGCAAGUAUGAUUGAUGAUAUCGACCCACGACCUAUUUUCAUCGAUUCAAACGAUCUUCAUUCAGCGUGGUGCAACACCGCUGCUCUGAAAGAACUACCAAUUGAUGAGAUUAAGGCGACGUGUCCCGAACAUAUUACAUGCGAUGAGGACGGGAAUCCAACUGGACUCUUGGCAGAAUUGGCUGUUAUGGCAUUUAUCUGGCCCCAUCUGAUCCAGUCACUCUCAAUGGACGAUAAACUUGAAGCCCUGGAACGCGCUAUUCAGGCUUAUUCUGCCGAGGGAUACACUGGCGUUAUCGAUAUGGCAAUGGAUGCAGUAGCUUGGGAAGCUUUGCAGACGUUGCGAGAGAGGAAGGGGCUCAAUCUUCACAUCGCAGCUCAUUGGUUCCUUGCAUACGCAGCAGAUGAGAAGGCCCUCGACGAGAAGAUCCAAGAAGCCAUCGACAUGCACAGUAAAUUCCAUCCUUCGAAAUCACCCGAAUUCUGCAUCGUUGGCGUCAAGCUCAUAAGCGAUGGUACAGUCGACGGCUGCACAGCCGCAUUGUCAUAUCCUUACGGCGAAUCAACUGAUCUGGUGGAACCGCUAUGGCCUGGUGAGGCAAUGAACCGCGUUCUGGCACAGAUCACAAAAGCUGGAAUGCAAUGUGCCAUCCACGCCAUCGGCGAUGUAGCAGUCUCUCAAGCCAUUUCCGCCAUCGCAAGCACCAACAAUCCCACCGCGCGCCACCGUAUCGAACAUCUAGAAAUGGCCACCCCCGAAGACGCCCUCCGUCUCGGCAGUCUCGGCAUCACCGCCUCCGUGCAACCAGUACACAGCGACCCCGCCAUUCUAGAAGGCUACGAAAAGCUCGUCAAGCCCUCUGCGUGGAAACACUGCUUCCCUUACAAAGAGUGUCUCGAUGGCCACGCAAACGUCGCUAUAGGGACUGAUGCACCAACGGCGCGACAUCUGCCGUUCCCGAAUUUGUAUAACGCUACGACGAGAAAGUCGGCGCUGGAGCCGGAGAGGGAGACGGUUACGAAUGGGGAUAGUGCGUUGACGCUGGAGCAGGCUAUGAAGGGCGCGACGUACGGGGCUGCGUAUUCGAGGUUUGCGGAGGAUUGGACGGGGAGGUUGGAGAAGGGGUUAAGAGCGGAUUUUAUGGUACUGCCGCGGGUUGUGGAAGUGGAUGGAUUAUUGGAGAUGAAGGUUGAUGAAACGUGGUUUGGGGGUGAGAGGGUUUAUAAGAAGUAG